Cladocopium goreaui is the source of this 1443-nucleotide messenger RNA. The record is from the annotation of a GenBank genome assembly. Lineage: Eukaryota; Dinophyceae; Suessiales; Symbiodiniaceae.
AAAAGAUCCACAGCCCAUGGCAUUUCGCCUGCUGAGUGGAGAACCCGUAGCCUGUGAGGCCGAGAUUGGGAACUAUGGCACGCAGGUGGCCGUAGGGGUGGCUCGCGCCGUCCUGGCACGACAUUUGUGCUUGGAAUUGGAACGCGUGCGGCUUGUUUCAUGGGGUGCCCUACUGGAGGACGGAGAUUCCUUCGUGUUGGAAGACAGCUGUGUCACAGUGCAGGUGAUGCCGGACCCCUUGGAGGCGCUCUUCGCCAAGGCCUUGGGCUUGGAACACUUCGCCGACGCCGCGCAGGAGCCGUGCAUCCAACUCCGAAGCGCGCAGCUGGAGGAGCUGCCUGCGGGCCUUGGAAAGUUGACCGACCUGGAAGAACUGCACUUGAGUUCCAACAAGCUGCGGGAGCUACCAGAGACUCUGGGCCAGUUGCAGAAGCUGAAAGAUUUGCGUGCCGAUGCCAACCUGCUCAUCAAGCUGCCCGAGAGCAUCGGUCAAGCUUUGUCUCUCCAAGAACUACACCUGAGUUCCAAUGAGCUGACUGCGCUGCCUGCGAGCCUUGGGCAAUUGAGACACCUGGAAACGUUGAACCUUUCCUACAACGAGAUCUCUCGGUUGCCAAAGGAACUAGGCCAGCUGCAGAACCUGAGAAAGCUCCACUUGGGUUCCAAUCGUUUGGAGGCGCUUCCCGACAGCAUCGGCCAGCUGUCCCUCCUGCAGGAACUGUACCUGGCCAAUAACGAGCUCAGCAGCAUUCCGGACAGCUGUUGUGAGUUGCAUCACCUGCAUAUGGUUCAGUUGGGCGGCAACCCUUUGACCGAGCUGCCCGCAGCUCUGGGGCAGUUGCAGGCCUUACAAGAGCUACAUGUGGGCAGUGCCAAACUGGAAACUCUUCCGGAGAGCAUAGGAGAUCUGCACGGCAUCUGCCAGCUCUUUCUGGCCAGCAACAAGCUGACGGCGCUGCCUUCGCGCUUCGGCGCGCUGGCCACGGUGCAGAAGUUAUCGCUGCGAUCCAACGCCAUCCUGAAGCUGGAAGACAGCUUCUGCAGCCUCAGCCAGCUGAAGAAAUUGUUUUUGGACUCCAACGAACUCCAAGAACUCCCAAUGAACUUCGGCGACCUCGUGGCCUUAGAGGAGCUUAAUCUCAACGACAACUACUUACACGAGAUCCCUGAAAGCUUUGGAAGAUUAACCAGCUUACUGGAGCUUCGUUUGGCCGGCAAUGACUUGACAGAGCUGCCUGAGAGCAUCGGCCAACUGCUGGCGCUGAAGGAACUCUUCCUGAGCUUCAACCCUCUGGAGACUUUGCCGGAGAGCAUGUCGGCCCUUGAAGCAUUAGAGGAGUUGCAUUUGCAGACGACCAAACUGUCGGAGCUCCCCACCUGCGUUCAGCGACUGAAAGAAAACACAGGCAUCUUGGUGGUCUGGUCUGAAUGAUGAAAAACAAA